Molecule: messenger RNA, 1709 nt
Organism: Eurypyga helias (sunbittern)
Lineage: Eukaryota; Metazoa; Chordata; Aves; Eurypygiformes; Eurypygidae
Product: zinc finger protein 516-like
Exons: 4
Biological process (GO): regulation of DNA-templated transcription
Cellular component (GO): nucleus
Molecular function (GO): DNA-binding transcription factor activity, RNA polymerase II-specific; RNA polymerase II cis-regulatory region sequence-specific DNA binding
Source: RefSeq, a predicted model, not a curated record
AUGAAAAGCCAUACCACUGCAACUUUUCUGAAGAGGAAACCCCGAUGGCAACAUCUCAGUUGGAUGAAAUCCCGAAGCUAGGAAGCAGCAAUGCCAGAGAAAACGAGGCCAGGGAAUCUAAACCAGAGAUUCCUGCCCUGAUGUCCACACUGGAGAGUAUUAUCAAGGAGCCCUUUUCAAAAUACCAAGAUCUAAAAGGUUCUGUGGACGUAAAGAUGCCGGCAUUUCACCAUAGCCAAGGGCUUCCCUGCUCUGGUAGCGUUGCUAGCUUUGCUUCAGGUGUGAGCCAGAUGUCUUCAAACAUGGCCAUGGACUUGAAAACGUCACCUGAAGUGCAGGCUGGUCACACUAGAGAAAAUUUGCUAGACUUACACAGGGAGCAUCCCCUGAUAGAAAAAGGUGCUGAAGCUCAAGAGGUAGCUCCGCUCGAUUUGAGUGAAAAAUCAACAAGGGAUAAUUCAUGCAAUAAUCUGAAUACAUCCUUGCAGGCUGCUUUAAUUGUCUACCCGUGUCCUUUCUGCAGUCACAAGACCUACUACCCUGAAGUCCUGUGGAUGCACAAAAGAAUUUUGCACAAAAUCAGCUGUAACUCGAUGGCCCCCCCUUGGGUUCAACAGAAUGGAUUCAAGAGUAUUAAAAACAACCUGGUCUUUCUGGCAAGGAGCAGGCGUACCGGCCCUCCUCCUGUUCUUGGAGGUAAGGAGUGCCAGCCUUUGCCCAUUGCCAGAUUUACGCGCACUCAAGUGCCAAGUGCAUUGCCAGGGUCCAAAAGCAGCUCCCUUUCUGUUGGGAUGGCUGCAAAGUCCGGGACUACACAUCAGUCAAAGGACGGUCAUGCCUUUGGCCACUGUGGUCCGCGCUUAUCAGGUCUGGAGGGGUACAGACAGCCCAAGUUAAACCAUUCCCAGGAGCAAUACAGCAUAGCAGCACAACAAAAAAGUAAAUACGAAGCAAAUCCCAAACAUACACAAAUGGGAGCCUACAGCAGAAGUGUAACGCCUACUCAGACGGUUAUAUCCAGGCCUGGCACGCAGCCCACCAACAGCAAGCAAGUGGAAAAGUACGUGGUUCCCCAAGGAAGUACUAGUUUUGCCCCUGUGGGUAAGCACUGUGCAUCUGACUCCAUGAAGGCCAAAUUCAACCCACCGCCGCAGUAUCAUACUCUGUGCAAAAGCGAGCAGUACACUAAACAUGAAGAGCCGUUGGUGCCUCAGAGGGAGUCUCAUGUGAAGGCUGGGAAUGAGAUGAGGACAUUGGCAAACUGUACAGCGGUAGCACGAGCGAGUCCACUGCUGCAGCCCCAGCCUAGCGCCGCGGGAGUUCCUCCGGCUUUACACUCCAGCAAACAGGAUCCAGGAUCAGACGGGCAUGAGAAACGUUUGGACAUUUUAAAUAUCUUUAAAACAUACAUUCCAAAGGACCUUGCUUCGUUGUACCAAACCUGCGGUGCCAACAGCCCUGUCCUGGAUCACACAGGGAUGCUCAGGACACAAACACGCCAAGGAGACUGCGUCUGCAGAGAAUGUGGAAAAUGCUUUACCCAACCCAGUCACCUCAGGACUCACCAGAGGUCCCACGCAGUGGUAUUUGAGUCUAAUGGACUCCGAGGUACUGAAGUUCACACCACCUCCGCAGAUGCCCCAAAACAAGGGAGAGACCACGGCGGUGCGGAGCUCGCCUACACGCUGCCUCUCCGGAAGGGAACCUAG